UCGAAAUUCUAGCACACAAAUAGGGAGAGAUGAAUACUCGUUGAAUUCCCCCACUCUCUCUAUAUAGCAGCAUCAACUUUUCACUUUCAGUCCACUUUUAUAGAAACUUUAGAACUCGUGUUCACUACUCGAGCUAGGUUCAAACUUCAAAGUAGUUGCUCAAAUCUUAUAUACAUAAAACUAACUAGUUACUAUAAUUAAAUAUAUCCACAUUUCAACUCAAAUCUAAGAAGUUCAUCAAGCAUUGAUAUUCUGGAUCUGCCAUUACACUUCAAAGCCAUGUCAGCAGCAUUAGAAUGCUGGUCCAGUAGAGCAAGUAUGGAAGAAGACAUGGUUGAACAAAUCCUAAUGUCCAACAAUGACAGAUCAGAAGCCCCGCCGGAAAACGGCUGCUCAGCCACCGGCUCCGGCAAAGAGUCUUCGGCGAUGCAGAAGCGGCUACAACGGCUUAGCCGUAACGUAUCGGAAGCCAUUGCGUCGUUGAAAAACUCGCUUAAUAUCGAAUCGGGUCGUGACCCGAACCCGAAUCCGGACCGGGUUGAGACGUGUAGGAAGCAUGUAUGGGGAAGUGUAGUAAGGGGAUUGACUCAGCUUUAUCCUGGUAGUCAACUUCCUGAGAAGCUUGUUUCUAAUAUUCGCAAGCAUUAUGACUCUUUUCCACUCAGCUAUGGGCAAGCUGGAUUUGAAAUGAAGGAUGUAUUUCUACAUAUUAGAUUGAUAGAGCAGGCAUCCGCAGAGGACCACCCAGCCAUUAUGAUACAAGAAGUGUCUGAUGAUGAAGUCCAAGGAUCGAUUUUCAAGUUGACAUUUGCAUGUAACUCCUCUAUUUCGUGGCCAGCAAUGUCCGGGGCGCUCGACAGCGCCUCAAUUUGCUGUAAAAAGAUACAGAUCUUUGAAAAGAAAGGUUUUACAUUGGGGGUUGUGAUGCUUUUGGUUCAAUCUGGGAAAGAAAAAAUGUUUAAAGCUCGUAUCGAGAAUGUUCUUAAAUCCGCCAUUAAGAAGCCAAAAUCUACUUCAAUGAAGAAGCUACCGUUUGGGCUUUGUGGGAAUCAAGAAGAGAACACAAAGAACAGAGAAUAUGGAGACAUCGAAGAGGACUCUGGGCAGCCAACUUACAGAAAUGGGUUCGAGAAUUCGAGCCCAAAGGUCCAGCUUCAACUGCCUCUACCUACUUCUUUGUUUACAGUCUCGGUGGAUGAAUGGCAGACUGUAUUAUCUGGUGGGGAAGAGAUUGGAAAGUGGUUAUUGAGCUCUGAUAAUCUUGAAUUCAUUGAUCAGAUUGGACCUAGUACAUUCAAAGGGGUAUACAAGGGAAAAAAAGUUACGAUUGAGAAGCUCAGGGGGUGUGACAAAGGAAUUGCCUACGAGUUUGUGCUUCGAAAAGAUUUGUUGGAGCUGAUGACUUGCGGCCACAAGAGUUUAUUGCAGUUCUUUGGUGUUUGCAUCAAUGAAAAUCAUGGCUUGUGUGUUCUGACUAAGUUGAUGGAAGGUGGAUCAGUUUAUGACUUGUUGCUAAAGAAAAAGAAACUCCAAACUAAAGAAAUAAUGAGGAUUGCCACUGAUGUAGCUGAAGGAAUCAAGUUCAUGAAUGAUCAUGGAGUUGCAUAUAGAGAUCUCAAUACUCAGAGGAUCUUAUUAGACAAAAAUGGGAAUGUUUGCUUGGGUGAUAUGGGCAUAGUAGCUGCUUGCAGGAGUAUUGACGAGGCCAUGGAGUAUGAGACUGAUGGUUAUAGAUGGCUAGCUCCUGAGAUAAUUGCAGGUGACCCUGAAAGUGUUAGAGAGACUUGGAUGAGUAAUGUAUAUAGUUUUGGAAUGAUUAUGUGGGAAUUGGUGGCUGGCGAGGUAGCGUAUUCUGCUUACUCGCCAGUACAAGCUGCUGUUGGAAUUGCUGCUUGUGGGCUUAGACCUGAAAUUCCAAAGGAUUGCCCACAAGUUUUGAGAUCUCUUAUGAUAAAGUGUUGGGACAAUUGUCCUUCAAAUCGUCCUCAGUUCACGGAAAUUCUGUCAACAUUGGUACGUUCCAGCAGUAAUAGCAACAGUAAGACUAGGUAAUGAAAAUUCUUUCCAUCUCAUAAAAAUGUAAAAGAGGCUGUUUAAUAUAGUAGAUGCUGCAAUCCCUCGUGUAGAUACUUUGUAGCAAUGCAAAUUUAAUCGUUCUUUGAUUAAUGAUAAAGUAUCCUCCUAUCAUCAUAUAA
Lycium ferocissimum is the source of this 2195-nucleotide messenger RNA. Its product is annotated as serine/threonine-protein kinase STY17-like. NCBI's taxonomy places the organism in Eukaryota, Viridiplantae, Streptophyta, Magnoliopsida, Solanales, Solanaceae. Gene Ontology annotation, molecular function: ATP binding; protein kinase activity. The coding region runs from base 280 to 2052 and encodes 590 amino acids. The transcript has 3 exons. Gene Ontology annotation, biological process: protein phosphorylation. The record is from RefSeq and is a predicted model, not a curated record.